GAAAAUUUCAGAAGAACAAGCGUCACACUUGUUGAAAGUGGUGCAGAAAUUUGGGAGAAUUAUGUUUAGAUUGAAGGCUCUUUGGAGAGAAGAGAAACGCUUGGAUUGUAUAAAGGUUUCCAUUUUUAUAAAAUUUAAAAAAAUUGUGAUUUUUGGAGAUAAAAUUUUAGACUUUGACCCUAGAAAGUGCGAUUUUUUGGAUGUACAAAAAUCCAUUCUGAGCUCAAUUGCCUUCCAUCUAUAGCUACAAAAUAUCCUAAUUUUUGACCCAUCCCCUCCAACUUUUUUUCAAAAUAGACUAAUUAUUUCUCAUCUACAAAUUCAUUUAAAAAUACCCAAGACUCGAAACACCAAUCAAUUUAUAUUUUUUAGUUUAUCUCUGAAUUAUCAGCUCAAUUGGGAAAGAAAAAACAGUUUGUUCUGUACAGUUUUACCCAGCUCAAUUUGUCUAUAUUACCGAUUUGCUUGAUUUUUUUUGGGUUGGUUAAGAUUACUUCAAUGUGCUCAGGAAGAAAGGAGGCAGGUUUUGUGUUUUUUUUAUAAUUUUAUUUUUAAAGGCUGGACUUGAUGAUUUGCCUGAAGAAUGGAAUAUUGGCGAUAUUUUAGGGUUAUUUUUAAUUUUGUAAUAUUUUGUAAGGUAGAAAUAUUUUUGGAAAUUUUUGAAAUUUUUUUAGUUGGAUGUUUUUAUGAGUGUUUUAGAUUUUUUCCUUUUUUUGUUGGAAUUUUUUGGUUUUCCAUUAUGGGAGGGGAUGGUUAAGUCGUUUGUUUUUUUCUUGUUUAUUUUUUACAACGCCUGGGUUCGACCACCGGUUGAAGUUUGUCCUAUCUUCGUUCGAUCCCCAGUAUGGGUUGAGAAUAUUUUUUAUUUUAAAUUUUUU
Meloidogyne enterolobii is the source of this 878-nucleotide messenger RNA. The record is from the annotation of a GenBank genome assembly. NCBI's taxonomy places the organism in Eukaryota, Metazoa, Nematoda, Chromadorea, Rhabditida, Meloidogynidae.